Messenger RNA from Hevea brasiliensis (rubber tree), 2250 nucleotides. RefSeq names its product H/ACA ribonucleoprotein complex subunit 4. Bases 177 to 2027 code for a protein of 616 amino acids. Gene Ontology annotation, molecular function: pseudouridine synthase activity; RNA binding. Gene Ontology annotation, biological process: snRNA pseudouridine synthesis; mRNA pseudouridine synthesis; rRNA pseudouridine synthesis. The record is from RefSeq and is a predicted model, not a curated record. The transcript has a single exon. Lineage: Eukaryota; Viridiplantae; Streptophyta; Magnoliopsida; Malpighiales; Euphorbiaceae. Gene Ontology annotation, cellular component: box H/ACA snoRNP complex.
AUCAGUGAUCUAACCCGACCGAAAUAGCCCUUCUCUCCCUCUAAGCCCCUUCUUCCAAAACCCCAAAACCCUAACCCUAUAAAUUCCGCUUUCACCUUAAAACCUACUGCUCUGAUCGCCACCUCUAAAAUCCCACAAAAACCCUAAUAAACCAUAGCAGCUAAAGACACUGAGCCAUGUCCGAAGUUGAGCUUUCCCGUUCAGAAAAGAAAAAGCACAAGAAAAAGAACAACACCCAAGCUAUGGACGAACCAGAUACAAAGCCAAAGGGCUCGGAUGCUGCCGCUGGAGACUUCAUGAUCAAGCCCCAAAGCUUUACUCCGGCAAUUGACACUUCCCAAUGGCCAAUUCUCUUGAAGAACUACGACCGCCUCAAUGUUCGUACUGGUCACUACACGCCUCUCCCUUCUGGUUACUCUCCUCUCAAGCGUCCUCUUGCCGAGUACAUCCGCUAUGGUGUUAUGAAUCUUGAUAAGCCUGCGAACCCAUCUUCGCACGAAGUGGUUGCUUGGAUCAAACGGAUUUUGAGGGUCGAGAAAACAGGGCAUAGUGGCACAUUGGACCCUAAAGUUACAGGUAACUUGAUUGUUUGUAUUGAUAGAGCUACCCGCCUUGUUAAAUCUCAACAAGGUGCGGGAAAGGAGUAUGUUUGUGUAGCAAGAUUACAUGAUAAGGUGCCUGAUGUUGCCAAAGUAGCUAGAGCGCUUGAGACUCUUACUGGUGCGGUUUUUCAAAGACCGCCAUUGAUUUCUGCUGUGAAAAGGCAGCUUAGGAUUCGGACAAUUUAUGAGAGUAAGUUGUUGGAGUAUGACCCAGAUAGGCAUUUGGUUGUUUUUUGGAUUUCUUGUGAAGCUGGGACUUAUGUUAGGACUAUGUGCGUUCAUUUGGGAUUGAUUCUUGGUGUUGGUGGGCAUAUGCAGGAGUUGAGGAGAGUGAGGUCUGGGAUUUUGGGGGAGAGAGAUAAUAUGGUGACUAUGCAUGAUGUGAUGGAUGCUCAAUGGGUUUAUGACAAUUAUAGGGAUGAGAGCUAUUUGAGGAGAGUGAUUAUGCCUCUUGAAGUGCUUUUGACUAGUUAUAAGAGAUUGGUUGUGAAGGAUUCUGCUGUGAAUGCAAUUUGUUAUGGUGCCAAGCUGAUGAUUCCAGGAUUGUUGAGGUUUGAGAAUGAUAUUGGGGUUGGUGAGGAAGUUGUCCUGAUGACUACCAAGGGUGAGGCGAUUGCUCUGGGGAUUGCAGAGAUGACUACUGCAGUGAUGGCUACAUGUGAUCAUGGUGUCGUGGCAAAGAUUAAGAGGGUUGUGAUGGAUCGGGAUACUUACCCAAGGAAGUGGGGGUUGGGACCAAAGGCUUCGAUGAAGAAGAAAUUGAUUGCAGAGGGGAAGUUGGAUAAGCAUGGGAAGCCAAAUGGGAAUACCCCUCAAGAAUGGAUGAGGAAUUUGGUUUUGCCCACAGGAGGGGAUUCUACAGUUGCUAGCAUGGCUGCUGCAAGCGAGCCAGCAAAGGAGAUUGCUGCAGAGAAGAAAGAGACUGGAGAAUUGGAGGAGGAGAAGAAGAAGAAGAAGAAGAAAAGCAAGGAUGGUGAAGAUGGGGAGGGGCGCAAGCGCAAAUUGGAUGAAAGCACUGAUAGCCCUACUGUUCAAGUUCCGGCUAAGAAAGUUAAAGUCGAAGAAGUUGAAAAGGAAGAGACAGUUGUGGUGAAGAAAGUAAAGGAAGGGAGGGUUGAAGAAAGUGAAGAUGAUAAGAAAGAGAAAAAGAAGAAGAAAAAGAAGAGUAAAGAAGACAGUGAAGCAGAAACUUUAGAGGAAAGGGAGACUGAGAAGGUUAAGAAAAAGGAGCACAGUGAUAAAGGUGAAGCUGGAUCACUCGACCCAGAGCAGUCUGAGAAGAAAAAGAAGAAGAAGAAGAAAGACAAAGAGGCUGGGGAGGCUGCAACCGUUGAUGAUGGUAGAAGUAAUGGUGAGGCUGAUAGAAGUGAGAAGAAGGAGAAGAAGAAGAAGAAAAAGAAGGACAAAGAUGCUGAAGAAGUGUAAACCUUUAUUGAAGAGCUUUUUUAUUUAAUGGGUAUUCCUAAAUGAGUGCUUGUUCACGUUAUGGCACCUGCAAUGGUAAUUUGGUAGUUUCUGUAAUCUUUUUAAUGCAGUUUCAGGACAAUCAUUUUCCAUAACUUUGUUCUUCAAGAUAGAUUUUUUUUUUUGGCAACAUUUUUGUAUUAUUCUAUGUUAUAUGUCUAUUGAAUUGUUGUUUUCGUGAGCA